GUUUUAGGAGUUGGCCUACUUUCUAACCCCGAUAAAUUAUGGAUGAUGAUUGGGCACCGUUGCUGAACAAAGAUUGUAUGCUGUUCUCACCUAGCGGUGUCUCACUUGAAGAUGAUUUCCAUUUGACGAGUCUCGACUAUAAUAUGUGUGAAAGAAUGAUCAAAACUGAACCACAGGAGGAAACCAGUGACUAUCACGGAUCAUCAUCCGGAAGCCCAUCAUCUUCACUAUCGAGCCCCGAUAUGAAAGACAACCUUGGAGUUGAUCUGUCCUUCUGCAUCCCGUUCAGCAGCAAUAUGCAUCCAUUCCUGAACAGUCCAACCAGUAGCAACGGGAGCCCUUUUGGGCAAAUGUUCCCUUCGGGGACCAUCACGCAACAGCACAGCCCUCUACCGCCAGUGAGCCAUUUUUCCCAACAGAUGGCCAUACACCAGCAAGGCCAACAAAAUGGUCAUCAGAUGUUGGUAUCAACCCUGCACCAGCCAAACUCUCCUCUUUCCACGCUAAACGCUGUUGCUACACAUGAGACUCUCACAUUUUUCGACACCAUGGAUGAUCGUACUCCCUCGCCACCCACUUCCGAUCGUAGUUCCCCAGCUAAUGGAGUGAUGAGUGGAAAUUUAGUAUACGAUGGGACUACUGGAAUGUCAUUUUCGAGUAAUACUAGCUCCAUCAAUGGUUUGGCUGUAGCACAACAGCAGCUAAAAUCACGAAGCAAAAUGCAUGAAAUGGCUGUACGUCAGAGGCUUAUCACUGAUCAGGAUCCGCGCAGUCAGGGACCCGUGCAGCUCACACCCGAAGAGAAAAGAACUCUUGUUCAAGAAGGUUACCCGAUACCCACUCGUCUUCCAUUGUCAAAAGCGGAAGAAGAGUCGCUGAAGAUUGUGAGAAGAAAGAUCAAAAAUAAGCUUUCCGCCCAAGAGUCACGUCGUAAACGGAAAGAGUACAUGGAUACGCUUGAAUCUCGAUGUCAGGCUUAUUUCAACGAAAAUACACAUCUUAAAAAUCGCGUUAGACAGCUAGAAAUGUCAAACCAGAAGCUAGUGAUGCAAGUCAAGAAACUUCAAGACAUGAUGGGCACUACUCCUUCCCACUCUGACAUUCCUGCGAAUAAUUAGUUCAUUUCGAUCGCAAGUCCGACCAUCUUCUAUCUCCUUCAAAUUGUUUUCUUCCAUGAGAGGCGGUUGAACAUACAGUCGGUUUGGUGAUAGUGUCCAUCGCUUGGCCCAACUGUGUGCUUCGGUCAUCUCUCUGACCCAGGUCUGCUUGAUAAAAUGCGUGUAUUAGUCGUUACUUUCGUGUCAUCCUACGGAAGAGGGACGUCGUUCAGCCGUUACAUAACUUUAAGGCAUCCUUGUGAUCUCUCUAAACGGCUGGAUAUUGAAAGAACGGCACUUUUCUUUGUUUUUUCAACACAUUCUCAUGUUUUUUUUUCGUGUGUUAAUAUUAGCGAAAUUAUGUGCUCUAAGCAUAAUAUCAAGAUUAUUGUUUGAAAGAUAUUAUAUCUAUAUCACAGUUCUAAUCAAUCUCUAUGAGUGUUGAUGUAUGAUUAUGAUUGUGCAAUUGCUGUUGUCCCUGUGAUACAUUUGGGCACUUUAUAUGCGUUGCUUCAAGAAGAGUGCUCUUAAUACAAAGAUGAUGUGAUAAAUUUAGUUUUUAGUAACUAUAAUAGGAAGAAUUGAUUUUUUAAUAGUUUUGAAAAUGUCACCAUCUCUGAGCAGCUUUGCGAGUGUUGUUAUGCCUUUGGUAAAAUGACAGUACUUUUAAUUCUAUAGUAAAAUAUAAGAUUUGUGUUUGUUUUUGUUGUAUACUGAUU
Cylicocyclus nassatus is the source of this 1816-nucleotide messenger RNA. NCBI's taxonomy places the organism in Eukaryota, Metazoa, Nematoda, Chromadorea, Rhabditida, Strongylidae. The record is from the annotation of a GenBank genome assembly.